AUGUCGCAGCGAGAGGAUCCCCUGGCUUAUGGCCAUUAUUACCCGCAAGACGGUUCUCGAAGCGGGGCAGGCGAGAGCGCUAGAGGUCUAGUCGGAGAUACCUUCAAGAAGCUGAAGGCCACAUACAAGAGCCAUCAGGGUUCUCCGGCUCAGCUUCAACAGACAGGUAAUAACCAGCAGCAGAGUUAUAACCCUGGUGAUUACGGGCAACAAUAUCCGUCUACGAACCAAGGUCAACAACCCCCCAAUGCCCCGUACCAAAACCCUCAGUCCCAAGGCAAGCCUCCCAAGCAGGAUAAAGUUUCCGGUCUGCUGGGAAAGCUCCAAGGCACCGUGGCAGAUUUCGGCAGUGACUUCGCCCAGCGUCUCGGAACCGCGCUCGAUCCACAGGCGUACGCCGAAUAUGGACAGCAAAAACCAGACACGGAUUAUCGGUUUGGAAGCUUUGCUCCGGCACGGCAGGGGAAUGACGUGAAGUGGUAUGUUGAUGGGUGCAGUUACUUUUAUGCUGUGUCCAAGGCGUUGGAGAAUGCGAGGGAGUCGAUUUGGAUUCUGGACUGGUGGCUAUCACCAGAAUUGUACCUACGACGCCCACCUGCGAAGAACGAACAGUAUCGACUCGAUCGGAUGCUUCAGGCUGCCGCGCAGCGUGGGGUGCGCGUGAAUAUCAUCGUGUACAAGGAGGUGACCCAGGCCUUGACUUUGUCCUCCUCCCACACAAAGCACCAUCUGGAAAACCUCCACCCCAACAUCGCAGUUUUCCGUCAUCCCGACCACCUUCCUGACGCCCAAGAACUCACUGCUUCGAUAACAUCGUCCCUCCAAAACUUCUCUCUCGAUGCUGCCUCGUUGGCUAGGAUGCCUGGGGAGGCAAUCAAGGGUAUAUACGGCAUGAACGACGAUGUCAUUCUCUACUGGGCACACCACGAGAAGCUCUGCUUGAUCGACGGCCGAGUGGCAUUCAUGGGCGGCCUGGACCUGUGCUUCGGACGCUGGGACACCAACCAGCACAGCAUCUCCGACGUCCAUCCUGCAGACCUGAACGAGAUCGUCUUCCCUGGCCAGGACUACAACAACGCCCGAGUCCUCGACUUCCAGGACGUCUCGCACUGGGAGCAGAACCAAUUGGACCGGAAGUCUGCCUCUCGCAUGGGAUGGUCUGAUGUGGCUCUGAGCUUGCACGGACAGGUUGUCGAGGACCUGCGAAGGCACUUUGUGGAGCGCUGGAACUUCAUCUAUGAUGCGAAGUAUGAAGUUCGUAAGGAGCAGAGGUACUCGCGACUGGCGUUGUAUGGACGUCCGAGCUCCGCUGUCAGUCAGGGUAGCCAGUCUCAGCAGCCUGGGGUUGGCCAGCAGCAACCACAGUCAUCACAACCUCAGCAACCCCAGCAGCCACAACAGCAAGCUCAACCACAAUGGCAGCAGGCGCAGGCGCAGCAACAACAACCUUCUCCACAGCACCCUCACUGGCAACAAUCACCACAACGGCCUCAGCCGCAGCCACAAAGCCAAGCUCAAUCUCAAUGGCAACAACCAGCGCAGUCGCAACCUCAGUGGCAGCAACAAGCACAGCAGAACUCCCAGCAUCAGUCACCGCAACUGCCAGAGCUGCAAGCAUCGCCUGAUAUGAAACAACAGGCGCAGCCACAGACACAAUGGCAGCCGCAGCAACCGCAACUGCCCCAUGAAAAACCACAAUGGCAGCAGCAGCACACAGAAUAUAAACCCUACCGACCAGACGGCGCUUCAAAUACUCCCCCGCCUCAAAAUUCGGGCAGCCCCGCUCCAAGCCAUCAAUCGCCGCCGCCGAGCUACCAAGCAUACGAACCCCAGAGUACUUCACAGCAAUACACGUACACUGGACAGUCGUUCCCACCACCGCCACCUGGUCCUCCCCCUAAUAAACCCAACCAGCCCCAAGUUCAACAGAGCCAGCAAAGUCAGAAACAGGGUCAACAGGGCCAAGCACCUUACUUCCCGCCUCCGCCGACCCAGGAAGGUUCUCAAUACCAGACACGUUGUGUUGAGGAUCAUGAAGGUACCCGCGGUGUUGGUGAUCUUGAUAGAGGCCUCGCUCUCCCUCGUCGUUUCAAGAAGGACGAUCUGAUGCAGUAUAGCAACAACCUCCGUGGUCAAUUGGCCGGCCAGAUCCAUCAAUACCAGGACCGUCUCACCACUUUUGGACGACCGCAGGCACAGGCCCGGGGCAACAUGUCUUGCCAGAUUGUGCGCAGCUGUUCCAAAUGGAGUCACGGUAGCGACACGGAGCACUCGAUUGCCGACGCCUAUGCUGCUAUUAUCCGCAACAGUGAGCAUUGUGUUUACAUCGAGAACCAGUUCUUCAUCACCGCCACAGGCGACUCUCAGAAGCCAGUCAAAAACAAGAUCGGUGCUGCGAUCGUGGAGCGCAUUCUGCGUGCAGCUCGCGCGGGCCAGAAAUACAAGAUUAUCGUUGUGAUCCCAUGCGUGCCCUGCUUUGCGGGAGACUUGAGCGACGAGUCCACCUUGGGCACCCGUGCCAUCAUGGAGUUCCAGUACAACUCCAUCAACCGUGGAGGAAACAGCAUUAUGGAGCUGAUUGCCAAGGAGGGUUAUAACCCGAUGGAAUACAUCCGGUUCUACAACCUUCGUAACUACGACCGCAUUAACCUCAGUGGUCAGUUGGCAAUCGCUGAGCAGAGAAGCGGUGUUAAUUACGAAGAGGCGCGGAAAGAGCAGGAUGUGAGAACUGGUGGACCAGGGGGUUAUGGUCCGAGUGCUCCUCGGAGUGCGUUUGAUCCAUCAGCUCCAUUCCAGCAGUAUCAGAAUGCUGCUCAGCAAGUGCCUGGCAAGCCUGGUCAGUGGGAUAGCGUGAGCUCAUGCUAUAUGCUGAAUGGAGAAGAUAUCCGCAAGGUGCCUUGGGACGGUCCUGCUGAGGCUGAGAUUGAUGCAUUCGUCACUGAGGAACUAUAUGUUCAUUCCAAGGUCAUGAUUGCUGAUGACAGAAUCGUCAUCUGCGGAUCCGCCAACAUCAACGACAGAUCCCAAUUGGGAGACCACGACUCAGAGAUUGCCGUCAUCAUCGAAGACUACACCCCGAUUCCAUCCACGAUGAACGGCAAGCCAUGGACCGCGAGCCGCUUUGCCGCAUCCCUGCGACGACAACUAUUCCGCAAGCACCUUGGCCUCCUUCCGCCCCAAGAUCCCCAGUGCCCAGACGCCAACUACGAACCUAUCGGUGUCCCCAACAAUGUCGACUUCGACUCACCCGAAAGCCAACUCGUCGCCGAUCCGUUGGCCGAUCCACUCUACAGCGUCUGGAACACCCGCGCACGGACAAAUACUGAAGUCUUCCGAAAGGUCUUCCAUGCCGUACCCGACGACACGGUUCGCGAUUGGGCAACCUACAAGGAAUUCUACGGGUACUACUUCCACAAGGCGGAUAAGCAGGCCUAUGGAGAAGCAAAGGAUGCAGCACCAGCUAGGUAUAGGUACGGCCAUGUGGUGCGGGACAACUUCCCGCCUGGUCCUGAGGGCGCGAAGCAGGUCAAGGAACUGCUCAGCCAAGUGAAGGGAACAUUAGUUGAGAUGCCGUUAAUGUUUUUGAUUCAGGAGGAUGUUGCAAAGGAGGGAUUGACGCUUAACGAGGUGACGGAGCCGAUUUAUACUUGA
Molecule: messenger RNA, 3651 nt
Organism: Aspergillus chevalieri
Lineage: Eukaryota; Fungi; Ascomycota; Eurotiomycetes; Eurotiales; Aspergillaceae
Gene: pld2
Product: putative phospholipase D (PLD)
Exons: 5
Coding region: 1-3651 (1216 amino acids)
Biological process (GO): cell motility
Molecular function (GO): catalytic activity
Source: RefSeq, a predicted model, not a curated record